AUGGCCUCCCCCCUCCCCGCUCAAGCCUCGUGCCUGCAGGGCCAGCGCUACACGGACGGCCACUUCCUCAACGCGCGCGGCCAGAAGCUCUUCUACUGCGCGGCCUUCCCGCCGGCCUCGGUGCCACUGCGCGGCGUGGCGCUCUUCCUGCACGGCGUCGGGGAGCACGCGCUGCGCUUCACGCACGUGUACAAGCACCUGCGCCUCAGUGGCUACGGCGUGAUCGCGUACGACAUGCUGGGCCAUGGCCAGAGCGAGUGCGAGGAGCCCGGCCUGCGGGCCCACGGGUCGGAGUUCCACUACUUCGUGGACGACACCAACGCCUUCGUGACGGCCGCCAAGCUCUCGGUGUACAGUAAAAUGCUGCCGGAGGGCGCGUCCGAGCCGCCGAUGAUCAUCAUGGGCAUCUCCUUCGGGGCUCUCGUGGCCCUAAACACCAUCCUGUCGGGCAAGCACCACUUCAGCGGCUGCGUGGUGGCCUCCCCAGCCAUCGCCGUCGAGUACACGCCCACGCUCCGCAUCAUGGAGACGGUGUCCAAGCCGCUUGUGUGGAUGUUCCCGAAGGCCAGGUUGGUGGCUGGGGUGAAUUUUGAAGGCCUGACGCGCGACCCGGAGUUCCUCAAGGACUACAUGGCAGACCCAUUGAACGUCACGGACAACCUGACCACGCUCAUGGCGACGCAGAUCGGACUGGGGAUGAAGCAGUUGCAGACCAGUACGCAGAUCGAAGACGCGAACAGCACGUUCUGUAAGGUCCCACUGCUGGUGCUGCAAGGAACGGAGGAUAAGGUUACCAGUGUGAAGGUCGUGGAAGACUUUAUGGGCCGUGCGGCAAGCAAGGACAAGGAGCUCAAGCUGUUCCCCGGACUCUUCCACUGCCUUUGGAACGAACCGGAGAAGCAGCAGGUAAUGAAGUAUGCAACCAAUUGGCUCAACGCGCGGUUUGCCUCGCCGGCAGUACCCCAUGAGAUGGAUGCAACCUCCCUCGGUGCCUCGAAGCUAUAG
Phytophthora sojae is the source of this 1005-nucleotide messenger RNA. RefSeq lists its product as hypothetical. The transcript has a single exon. The coding region runs from base 1 to 1005 and encodes 334 amino acids. The record is from RefSeq and is a predicted model, not a curated record. Lineage: Eukaryota; Oomycota; Peronosporomycetes; Peronosporales; Peronosporaceae. Gene Ontology annotation, molecular function: lipase activity. Gene Ontology annotation, cellular component: membrane.